Messenger RNA from Fukomys damarensis (Damara mole-rat), 2164 nucleotides. RefSeq names its product nucleoporin 37 (gene Nup37). Bases 294 to 1274 code for a protein of 326 amino acids. Gene Ontology annotation, molecular function: protein binding. Lineage: Eukaryota; Metazoa; Chordata; Mammalia; Rodentia; Bathyergidae. The transcript is spliced from 10 exons. Gene Ontology annotation, cellular component: nuclear pore outer ring. The record is from RefSeq and is a predicted model, not a curated record.
UUUCUGGGGCGCCUCCUUCCCUGCUCCCGCCCUGCUCCUGUCGCGAGCCGGCCCGGGUGCGGUCAUUUACUAGGCCCGUUUCCCGAAGUUCCCCUCUUCCUGUGUGUGUUCUGAUCCCAACUGCUUUCAGGACAGCGCUUGCUUCUAGCGAACGAUAAUAAUAAUAAAUAAAAUUUUUAAUCCCAACGUGGGAAUGCUGCCUCCGGAGCGCACACCAGGCCCUGACAGUUUAGCUUCUUGAAGUUGUCCAGUGGAAGACUUAUUCUUAGAACUGCUCGAGUUUGACAAACAGGAUGAAGCAAGAUGCCACAAGAAAUCCUGCCUACACUGUGGACUGUGAAGAUUUUGUGCAUGUGGUAGAAUUUAAUCCCUUCGAGAGUGGGGAUUCAGGAAACCUGAUUGCAUAUGGUGGCAAUAAUUAUGUGGUGAUUGGCACAUGUACAUUUCAGGAGGAAGAAGCAGACGUUGAAGGCAUUCAGUAUAAGACCCUGCGGACACUGCACCACGGCGUGCGGGUAGACGGCAUAGCGUGGAGCCCGGAGACCAGACUUGACUCGCUGCCGCCCGUCAUCAAAUUUUGUACAUCAGCUUCUGAUCUGAAAAUCAGGUUAUUUACUUCAGAUCUUCAGGACAAAAAUGAAUUUAAGGUCUUAGAGGGCCACUCGGAUUUCAUUAACAGCUUGGCAUUUGACCCCAAAGAAGGCCAGGAAAUUGCAAGUGUGAGUGACGACCAUACCUGCAGGAUCUGGAACUUGGAAGGAAGGCAGACGGCUCACUUUGCUCUUCAUUCCCCGGGUAUGAGCGUGUGCUGGCAUCCUGAGGAGAAUUUUAAGCUGAUGGUUGCAGAGAAGAAUGGAACAAUCCGGUUUUAUGAUCUUGUGACUCAUCAGGCUAUUUUGUCUCUGGAAUCAGAACAGAUACCUUUAAUGUCAGCACACUGGUGCUUAAAAAACACAUUCAAAGUCGGAGCCGUUGCAGGAAACGAUUGGUUGAUUUGGGAUAUCACUCGGUCCAGUUACCCCCAAGAGACAAGACCCGUUCACAUGGACCGAGCCUGCCUGUUCAGGUGGUCCACGAUUAGUGAGAGCUUGUUCGCAACCGCUGGUUACCCAGGCAAAACAAGCAGCCAGUGUCAGAUUCAUCACCUCGGGCACCCUCAGCCCAUCCUCGAGGGCUCGGUGGCCAUCGGCUCCGGCCUCUCCUGGCACCGGACUCUCCCGCUGUGCGCCAUGGGAGGAGACCGCAAGCUGUCCUUCUGGGUGACCGAGGUGUGACACAGAUGGCGUGCGCACUCUCAUUCCUAAAAUGCAUAUUUCUAGUACAUAUUUUGGAGAAUCCCUUAUGUUUAAACCAAAUAUACUGUAAAUGUUAGAAAUAUUUCAGUUGUUGCUUUUGUUAAAUAAAAUGUUGAUGGUUUGAAAAAUUAUUUUCCUGCUCUGUUGUGUGUAGAUACGUACACUUACGCCAUUUCGUGUGAUUGCACAGUUAACUUUGCAGCUCGGCUGCAGAGACGAGAUGGACGGGAAAACUGCGCUUUUGGUUUUGUUAAAGGAUUAUUCAGAGCGCAUUCCGACUCCGGCUUGAGUGGCAGUGGCUGAUGUAUAUCCGCGUCCACGAACACAUGUUGUUAGCGGUCUGUGCGUGCCGGCCGUGGUGAUGUCCUCGGUACUGCGUUACCCAGUCUAAUACCAAAAAAAGACUUGCACCUUCUUUAAAAUGCGACCCACUGUGCCCGUUUGCUGCCUAGACUCCCUGCGUCUCGGCUCCUAGAGCGUCUGGAGCGGGGCGGAGGGGCCUUGGGAAGAAGGCUGGUUGCGUCCUUCGCGGCUUCAGCUCUCGCUCUCGUGGGCGCCACUGCUCUAAGCACGGGCCGGGUAGAAGCUGCACUGCGGAAAUCAGCCCGCCCUGCUUCGGAGACACCGUGACGGAGUCGGAAAGAGGAGGAAGGACCCCGCCAGGUGAGCAGGGGUACACGCUGCACGUGCCGUCCCUGCAAGGCCGUGCUGUGCUGCCGCACCAAGUCCUGUGCGGUGGGGGUUGAGACCACUGUCUGCAGGGCUGACGUGCGAUUAGCGGCGAGUGAAAAGACCUGGCGUCUCCUCCACGCCUUCCAGAGAUGUGUUUGUCACUGAUUUACUUCAGGCCUGUAUAGUUUUAUUGUUUU